GGAUUCCCUUUGAUGGUGGGCUGCGCUGCCUGUGCUGGAAGAUACUCCUGAACUACCUCCCUUUAGAGAAAGCCUUAUGGAGCUCUUUGCUGAAGAAACAGAGGGAUCUGUAUUCCCAGUUCCUCAAGGAAAUGAUUAUCCAGCCUGGGAUUGCCAAAGCCAACCUGGGUGUUUCAAGGGAAGAUGUGACCUUAGAAGAUCAUCCCCUCAAUCCAAAUCCAGACAGCCGAUGGAAUACUUACUUCAAGGAUAACGAAGUGCUUCUCCAGAUAGACAAAGAUGUCAGGAGGCUGUACCCGGACAUGGCAUUCUUCCAGCGCCCAACAGACUACCCCUGCCUUUUAAUCCUGGACCCCCAGAAUGAGUUUGAGACACUGCGCAAGCGGGUGGAGCAGACAACACUCAAGUCGCAGACAGUGGCGCGGAACCGCAGCGGGGUCACAAAUGUGAGCUCCCCUCUUAAAACAACACCUAAUGCUCUGAGCGAGUACGAAGUUCUGCCCAACGGCUGUGAAGCUCACUGGGAAGUGGUGGAGAGAAUCCUCUUCAUCUAUGCCAAGCUGAACCCUGGGAUAGCAUAUGUGCAAGGGAUGAAUGAAAUCGUGGGGCCUCUCUACUACACCUUUGCUACAGAUCCUAAUAGUGAAUGGAAAGAACAUGCUGAAGCAGACACAUUUUUCUGCUUUACCAAUCUAAUGGCUGAAAUUCGGGACAAUUUCAUUAAGAGCUUGGAUGAUUCUCAGUGUGGUAUUACCUACAAAAUGGAGAAGGUCUACUCCACCCUGAAGGAAAAAGAUGUGGAGCUGUAUUUGAAACUGCAAGAACAGAACAUCAAACCCCAGUUCUUUGCCUUCCGCUGGCUGACCCUGCUCCUGUCCCAAGAGUUCCUGCUGCCAGAUGUCAUCCGCAUCUGGGACUCGCUCUUCGCCGACGACAAGCGCUUCGAUUUUCUUCUGCUCGUCUGUUGUGCCAUGUUGACACUAAUCCGGGAUCAGUUGCUGGAAGGAGACUUCACUCUGAACAUGAGGCUGCUACAGGAUUAUCCUAUCUCUGAUGUUCAUCUGAUUUUGAAGAAGGCAAAAGAACUUCAAGAUUCCAAAUAGUCCAUGAGCCUAACAAAAGGUGUCAGAAAAACUGUGUGGUAGCAGAUCCCAGGAGGUGCCCCCGUGCAGUGUGGAGCAUUAAAGCUCCCUGUGAUCUCUGCAGGACUUCAGGUUUCAUGUUUGGGCUACUGGCCAUCUUGAAGACUUCCUACUACUCUAUUUAUUAGGUCAAGGACUGAUUAAUUCCCCAUCUACUUGGGUC
Nestor notabilis (Kea) is the source of this 1305-nucleotide messenger RNA. It is a transcript of the gene TBC1D13, whose product is annotated as TBC1 domain family, member 13. The annotation marks the transcript as partial. Lineage: Eukaryota; Metazoa; Chordata; Aves; Psittaciformes; Psittacidae. Gene Ontology annotation, biological process: intracellular protein transport; activation of GTPase activity. Gene Ontology annotation, molecular function: GTPase activator activity. The record is from RefSeq and is a predicted model, not a curated record. The transcript has 10 exons.